AUGGCUAAAAGAAAAUCAAAGUCGAAGAGACGUGAUAAGGAGGAAUCGGACCCAAUUGAAUUACUCAAGAGAACUGCUACUGCAAUUAAUCGUGAUCCUCAAGCAUUCACAUCUGCAUUUCCAUUGAGCAGUUUUAAAACACCUUAUGUUGAUUCAAGUAGAUGGGCAGAAGUUGAAAGGAUUGGCAAAACUGAUAAUCAACCAAAUGAAUUUAAAAAGAAUCCUGGAGAAGUCCUAGCGGAAGAUCUUACAUAUGAUAUUUAUGCAAACAAGCAUGAUCCUUAUCCCGCUUGGAAUCCACCAGAACAAGUUCCAAUAACCAAAGAAGCAAUAGAAGCUAUAUUUUUACAAUUGACAACUAUAUUUGGAUUCCAAUUUGAUAACACCAGAAAUAUGUUCGACUACUUGUUGCGUUUGUUGGAUUCUAGAGCUUCUAGGCUUGGUCCUACUCAGGCGCUAAAAUCUGUCCAUGCCGAUUAUAUUGGUGGCGUCAAUGCUAACUUCAGGAAGUGGUAUUUCGCUGCUCUGUUAGAUAUAGAUGAUGCAAUUGGAUUUGAUAACGUUACCAAAAGUGGAAGGGUUAAAGACUCAAAUGAGUACGUCUCCUUAUUGGAGGAAGCAGAAGAACAAUGGUCUACAAAUAUGUUAACGCUUUCUCCUACAGAUUGUGUAAUUCAAUUGGCCUUGUAUCUUUUAGUUUGGGGAGAGGCCAAUAAUAUAAGAUUCAUGCCUGAAUGUAUUUGUUUUAUUUUCAAGUGUUGCAAUGAUUACUACUUUUCAAUAGAUCCUGAUAUUCCUGUUACGACCGUCACCCGGAGUUUCCUUGACCAUAUAAUCACCCCGCUCUACGAUUUUUAUAGAGAUCAAUCUUAUGUUCUUGUUGAAGGAAAGUAUCAUAGACGUGAUAAGGAUCACGAAUCCGUGAUUGGGUAUGAUGACAUGAAUCAACUUUUCUGGUACAGCAAAGGACUUGAACGUUUAGUAUUAUCUGAUAAGAAAACCAAGUUGAUGACACUUCAACCACAUGAGAGAUAUGAAAAAUUGAACGAAAUCUUGUGGCACAAGGCAUUCUAUAAAACAUUUAGGGAAAGACGAAGUUGGUCUCACGUGCUUGUCAAUUUUAACAGAGUUUGGAUUAUUCAUGUUUCGGUAUUUUGGUACUACACUCUAUUUAACUCGCCAACAUUGUACACCAAGAACUAUCAACCUCAUGUGGAUAAUCAACCAACCAAUCAGGCACGCCUUGCUGUCCUUUCGCUUGCUGGUUCUGUUGCAAUCCUCAUUUGUAUGUUUAGCUUGAUUCUUGAAUUAUCCUUUGUCCCCAGAAAGUGGGCUGGUGCACAAACUGUUAUUAAGAGGUUGUUUUUCCUUUUCUUAUGUUUGCUAAUCAACACUGGGCCAACGGUAUAUUUAUUUCUUAUGUACCCAUUGAAUAUUGAAGAUACGAUUGGGUUAGUCAUAGCAUCAUUCCAGUUUGCCUUUUCCAUAUUGGUUGUAAUGUAUUUAUCUAUUGUUCCGUUGGGAAAAUUAUUUACAAGAACUGCCAGAGAAAACGAUCGGCGUUAUCUUCCAACACAAUAUUUUAUUACCAACUUUUAUCAACUCACGGAAAGUGACAGGAUUGCUUCUUAUGGUUUGUGGUUUGCAAUAUUUGUUUCCAAGUUUAUUGAAUCUUAUUUCUUCCUUACACUUUCUAUGCGGGAUCCUGUUCGAGAGCUUAGUGUGAUGAAAAUGACCAGAUGCGCGGGAGAGAACGUUAAAGCAAAGUUGCUUGUAUCACAAGUCUGGAAUUCAAUUGUCAUUUCAAUGUAUCGUGAACAUUUGAUUUCCUUGGAACAUGUCCAGAAACUUAUCUACAAACAGAUUGAUACUCCUGGGAUUGAAGGUGGAUCAGUGUUGAAAGAGCCAAUUUUCUUUGUUUCUCAAGAAGAUCAAUCGAUAAAAUCUUCCUUAUUUCAGGACCAAUCAGAAGCUCAAAGGAGGGUUACAUUUUUCGCCCAAUCAUUGUCUACCCCUAUGCCAGAAGUUGGACCUGUCCAGUUGAUGCCUUCGUUUACCGUGUUAAUUCCCCACUAUGGUGAAAAGAUUACCCUUUCAUUACGUGAAAUUAUUAGAGAAGAAGAACAAUAUUCUCAUGUGACCAUGUUGGAAUAUUUGAAGCAACUUCACCCAAUUGAAUGGAGCUGUUUUGUUAAAGAUACUAAAAUGUUGGCCGAAGAAUUCGAAACUGACUCAUCAUCUGCAGAAUUUCGCAAGGAAAAGCUCGACGAUCUUCCAUAUUAUUCAGUCGGUUUUAAGAUUGCAACACCCGAAUAUAUCCUUCGUACCAGAAUUUGGGCAUCUCUCAGAUCCCAGACUCUUUAUAGAACUAUAUCUGGUUUUAUGAAUUACUCCAGGGCAAUUAAAUUGUUGUUUGAUGUUGAAAACCCAAACCUGGCUGGCUUCCAAAAUGAACAGGAAAAGUUGGAACAAGCUUCCAUAAUGGCACAUAGAAAAUUUAGAAUAAUAACAUCAAUGCAAAGAUUAAAAUAUUUCACUCAAGAAGAAAAAGAGAAUACUGAAUUUUUGUUGAGAGCAUAUCCUGAACUUCAAAUUUGUUAUCUUGAUGAAGAAGUUGAUGAAGCCACGGGAGAAGUUGUAUACUUCUCAUCCUUAGUUGACGGAAGCUGUGCAAUUAUGGAAAAUGGUGAACGGGAGCCAAAAUAUAAAAUCAGAUUGUCUGGAAAUCCAAUUCUUGGUGAUGGAAAAUCUGAUAAUCAGAAUCAUUCUUUGAUCUUUUGUAGGGGAGAAUAUAUUCAAUUAGUUGAUGCCAAUCAAGAUAAUUAUUUGGAAGAAUGUCUUAAAAUUAGAAGUGUUUUGGCUGAGUUCGAAGAAGCUACAUUUCCUAUUGAUCCAUAUGCGAAGGAUCUCAAAAAUACUGAGAUGGCAUAUCCUGUCGCAAUAAUUGGAACAAGAGAGUAUAUUUUUUCUGAGAAUAUUGGGAUACUUGGUGAUGUAGCUGCUGGAAAAGAACAGACUUUUGGUACUUUGUUUGCGAGAACAUUGGCUCAUAUUGGUGGUAAAUUGCAUUAUGGUCAUCCAGACUUUUUGAAUGGAAUCUUUAUGACAACCAGAGGUGGUGUAUCCAAGGCACAAAAAGGUCUUCAUUUGAAUGAAGAUAUAUAUGCUGGUAUGAAUGUUGUUUUGAGAGGUGGUAGGAUUAAGCAUUGUGAAUAUAUGCAAUGUGGUAAGGGAAGAGAUUUAGGAUUUGGUUCCAUCUUGAACUUCACUACUAAGAUUGGGGCAGGAAUGGGAGAACAAAUGCUAUCUAGAGAAUAUUUCUACUUGGGAACACAAUUGCCAUUGGAUAGAUUCCUAUCAUUUUAUUAUGCACAUCCCGGUUUCCAUUUGAAUAAUGUCUUUAUCAUGCUUUCCAUUCAGUUAUUUCUCCUCGUGGUCGCAAACCUCGCUGCUUUGACCAAUGAAUCUACAAUUUGUGAAUACGAUAGAUAUAGACCAAUAACUGACCCAAGAAGACCUGUUGGUUGUUAUAACUUAAUACCAGUUGUUCAUUGGUUGGAAAGAUGUAUUUUUUCCAUUUUCAUUGUGUUUGUCAUUUCAUUUGUCCCUUUGGGUGUGCAAGAACUUACGGAACGGGGAUUCUAUAAAGCAAUAACAAGACUUGGAAAACAAUUUGCAUCAUUUUCACCUUUAUUUGAAGUAUUUGUUUGUCGAAUUUAUGCACAUUCCUUGGUGAGUGAUAUUUCCAUUGGUGGUGCAAGGUAUCUUGCAACUGGUCGUGGUUUUGCAACAAUUCGGGUUCCAUUUUCUACUCUUUAUUCAAGAUUUGCUGUGGAGAGUCUUUAUUAUGGUUCAUUAUGUGGUCUUUUGAUAUUUUAUGGGUCUAUAUCUAUGUGGAAAUUACUGUUAUUAUAUUUCUGGAUCACGAUUAUUGGGUUAAUGAUUUGUCCAUUUUUGUACAAUCCCAAUCAAUUUUCGUGGAAAGAUUUCUUUUUGGAUUAUAAGGAAUAUCUUAGAUGGUUAUAUCGAGGAAAUAGUAAACCACGGAUAUCAUCUUGGAUAAAUUUCACUAGACUUAGAAGAAGUCGGAUUGUGGGUGUAAAAAGCAAGAGAUAUAGUUUGAAUGAAGAGAUUAAAGUUGUGAGUGAAGUGAAACCCUCGAGAUUUAGUUUAGUGAUAUCCGAAUCAUUACAACAAUUAGGUGCAAUAUCGGUGGUAGCAUUCGCUUAUUUGUUUUCCAAUUCCCAAAAUGAUGCAAGAGGCACAUAUCCAGUGAAUAGCAUUUUGAGAAUGCUUAUAGUUACUUUUGGUCCUAUUGUGGUCAAUUUUGCAAUAUUAUUGGCUUGCUUUGUCAUUUCUGCGAUAUGUGGACCGUUAUUAACCUUGUUCUGCAAGAAGUUUCCAUCUUUUGUUGCAGCAUUUGCUCAUAUCCUUGCAUUAAUUAAUCAUGUAUUCUUUUUUGAAUUAUUGUGGAUGUUACAAAAUUGGAAUUUUUCAAGAACAAUACUUGGGUUUGCCUUAUCUGUAUUGAUUCAACGCUGGUUUUUACAAAUGAUUACUAUUCUAUUUAUUUCAAGAGAGUUCAGACAUGAUAGAUCAAAUCGUUCAUGGUGGUCUGGAAAAUGGGCAACUGCCGGAUUGGGUUGGUAUAUAAUCACUCAACCAUUGAGAGAAACUAUUUGUAAAUUGACGGAAUUGUCCUAUUUUGCUGGGGAUUUGGUUGCAGCUCAUUUAAUAUUAUAUGCUCAAAUUCCAAUAUUGCUUAUUCCAUAUGCUGAUAAAUGGCAUACAUUGAUGUUAUUUUGGCUUAAACCUGGUAAUCAAAUUAGACCUAGAAUCCUAUCAAAGAAGCAAAAGAGGAAAAGAAGAUUUCAAGCUAAUUUAUACCUUAUAUUAUUUUUGUUUGGAUUGAUUUUAUUUUCUAGCAUAUUUGCAGUUCCUAUCAUAGUCAACAAGUACUUGGAUAUUGAUUUCGAACUGUAUGCUCCUUCGAUAAUGCAUCCUUUGUUUCAGCCAUAUAUUCUUUCAACGAGUAGAAAGGGAUUGCUUAAAAGUUUAGAAAUCAGGCAUUACUAA
Hemisphaericaspora subhashii is the source of this 5076-nucleotide messenger RNA. It is a transcript of the gene GSL2, whose product is annotated as Gsl2p. Lineage: Eukaryota; Fungi; Ascomycota; Pichiomycetes; Serinales; Debaryomycetaceae. The transcript has 3 exons. Gene Ontology annotation, cellular component: 1,3-beta-D-glucan synthase complex; plasma membrane. The coding region runs from base 1 to 5076 and encodes 1691 amino acids. Gene Ontology annotation, biological process: fungal-type cell wall polysaccharide biosynthetic process; (1->3)-beta-D-glucan biosynthetic process. Gene Ontology annotation, molecular function: 1,3-beta-D-glucan synthase activity. The record is from RefSeq and is a predicted model, not a curated record.